UUCACGAACUUAUCGAUUCUUCAUCAAUGAAGGUCCGGGCGACAGAAAGUGAAGACGAAGAAGUAGCGACUCCACGCCAGCUUUAAGAACGUUUAAGAUGGUUACGUCCGGGUUUGCUCCAGUGGAUAGGGCUCCUCGUCUGACACCUGCAGGGACCAUACGAGUUUAUCGAGAUUACAGGAUAGCUGCCGAUGAUGACAUAGGAGUUGCCAUAGCCCAGUACACCCGUCUUUGGACUGCCGCCCAUGCUGUUGGGAUUUCUGGUCUAGAGGGCAUCCGACGCCUAGUUCUUCGUCUACCUUCUGACUUGUCAGGAUAUGCUAGAGAGGUAUCUGGAGACUUUAUUUACCGGGAGUUUGGGGCGUUUGAGUCGGAGGGUGAUUUACUUGGGUUUGCGGGCCAUUUAGGGCAUAUUUACUGUGUUUUUAGGGCAGCACCUAGGGGUCCCUACCUUCCUCCUAGGACUUUCACCCGUCGAAGUGAGGCGCUAGACUCGUUAUAUCAGGAGAUUCCACGAGCACGUACCCGCGCACAGGUAUUCAUACUAUUGCAUGCUGCUAGGGGUGGAGGCAGAGCUGACUUAGAGCUCACGGGUGAUGAGAGCAGGGGGAGCACCAGCACUGUUGAUACUGUCGGACAGCUUCAGCGUGUGAUGGACGAGGCAGAGCGAUAUUUGGAGGGCGGUCACCAGCCUGUUCCAGAGUAUGCUACUGAUGAUAGGCAUUCGAGCACCUAGUGUGCCUAGUAUAGCGCUUUUGUAUAGUUGGCUAGUAUGUUAGACGGAAACGGUUAUCCCUUAUGGAUCGUUCCGUAUUAGACAUUCGUUUUGAGGUACGAGAGCAGGGUUCCUUUUUGUACCGCUCCGUAACCCACCAUGGCAUCAAUAGCGAUGCUAGAUAGAUAGGAC
This is a messenger RNA of Salvia miltiorrhiza (redroot sage), 907 nucleotides long. RefSeq lists its product as uncharacterized. The transcript has 2 exons. The record is from RefSeq and is a predicted model, not a curated record. Bases 98 to 736 code for a protein of 212 amino acids. Lineage: Eukaryota; Viridiplantae; Streptophyta; Magnoliopsida; Lamiales; Lamiaceae.